GUGGUGGUGGGAAUGACCGCUCGAAGCAGGAAGCGACCAGUGCUGCCGACUAGGCCCGAACCGCCCUCUGUGUCCGAGGCCUUGGCCGACGUGUCAGGCGCCUCCGCCGGCGACCCGGUCUUCAGUUCCCCGGCGGAAGGCGGCGCAGAAUUUCGGGCUCCAGGGAGAACAGAAGAGUUGAUGCCAGACCUGGAAACCCAGUACCAGCAAAGCCGAUCGUACGUUGAACUGAAUAGGCGAUUACAAGAGGAGCGGAAUGUUCUGGCAGCUCGAUGUGAGGCGCUGAGGAAAGCUGGAGAGGAACUAGACCUGAGCAUUUCCGAAAUUAAGGACAAGGCAUUUCAAAACUAAUUUGAUCUGUAUUUGUAGCCAACUAUAAAUGAUCCUGCUGAUAACAGCGGGUAUUCUAUUCUAACAGAUGGCAUCAAACAUUGACACGGUCCCAACGUUGGAGUAUGAUUUUUCUCUCUGGUACUGUGAGAUGGAUGAAGAGGUGGCAUUGACCAUCUCCAGAAUGCUGCACCAGAAAGGCUACAAGGGCUUCGUGGAGCGUCAAGACCAAGUAAUGGGAGGCCUGCAAAUAACUGAAGUUACCGAUGUCAUCCAACAAAGUAAAUCCACCAUUGUUUUAUUAUCUAAAAGCUCCUUGGACAGUAAUUGGUGUUGGAGUGUCUCCAAGUGGAACUUUCAACACUAUAUUGAGCAGGGACGGAAGGUUAUUCCAGUCUAUGUUGACAUUCAGAAAGAACAGAGCCCAUGUUUUCUAAGGCACCUAACCGGACUUGGUUACGGCACAAAAUUCUUCCGAAAGAGACUUCUAGACAGCUUGGAAACCCGCAAGAAAACUGUAAAGCCGCGUUGAGCAAAUAAAUAAACCGUUUGAGUGUA
Molecule: messenger RNA, 888 nt
Organism: Callorhinchus milii (elephant shark)
Lineage: Eukaryota; Metazoa; Chordata; Chondrichthyes; Chimaeriformes; Callorhinchidae
Gene: cunh19orf25
Product: chromosome unknown C19orf25 homolog
Exons: 2
Coding region: 13-351 (112 amino acids)
Source: RefSeq, a predicted model, not a curated record